Messenger RNA from Erigeron canadensis, 1973 nucleotides. RefSeq names its product serine/threonine-protein kinase AtPK2/AtPK19-like. The transcript is spliced from 7 exons. The coding region runs from base 399 to 1796 and encodes 465 amino acids. The record is from RefSeq and is a predicted model, not a curated record. Gene Ontology annotation, molecular function: ATP binding; protein serine/threonine kinase activity. Gene Ontology annotation, biological process: protein phosphorylation. Lineage: Eukaryota; Viridiplantae; Streptophyta; Magnoliopsida; Asterales; Asteraceae.
AAGCAUAUUCUCAGCAACUAUCCUUCAUUACUUUACGCGGCGGACCAAGUAUUUCGAUUCUCAAAUAAUCUCCCAAAAAAAAUUUCCAUCUCAUCUCUGAAAAAUUGAAUCCCUCCAAAAAAAAGAAUUGACAACCAGACCUUCAUGAAUUCAAGAAUCAACGUGGCAUCUAGCGUUUCCUGUAACUCGGGAAACAAGAACAACUCUACUUACUCAACUUCCGUUUGCAUUUUCUCAACUUUCUUUAAGAAUCCAACUGUUUACUUGAACUUCCUUCUAAUUAAGGCCAUUGGUAGAAGUCUUUCAUCAGCUCGAAUCUUAGUGUCUUUCCAUCCAUAGUAUACUUUUUCAGGCUAAUAUUAAACGAGCACUUCAGGCCUUGCUUUCGACUUUCCAUUAUGGUUGCUUCUCAGUUAACCACUCUAAUGGAAAACCAGACGUGCAAAUCCUCUAAAAAUUAUUUACACUUCCCUUUGAACCCCCCCGAUGGAACAAUAUCGGAUAAUGUUGAACUCGACUUUUCUGAUACAUUUGGUCCUCUUCCGACUCACAGAAAUUCAGAAAUUUCAAUCGAUACCUCUUAUGAUGACCCAGUGGUCAUUUACAACCGAUCACAUUCUUUAGUUGGUCCCACACCAAGAGUUAGCCAAUUGUUAAAUCUAAGGAAACUAACCAUAUGUGAAACGGAAGAAUCAUUGGAGCUCAUGGAGGAUUUUAGUGAUGUUAUAGCUGAAGGAGCUGAGGAAGGUUCAGAAACUGAUGAGAAGUGUGUGAAGGUUGAGAGUAUCGGGCUUGAAAAUUUUGAGGUGAUGAAAGUUGUGGGGCAAGGAGCGUUUGGGAAAGUAUAUCAAGUGAGGAAAAGAGACACUUCGGAUAUUUAUGCAAUGAAGGUUGUGAGGAAGGAUAAGAUUGUGGAGAAAAAUCAUGCAGAGUAUAUGAAAGCUGAGAGGGAUAUCUUAACAAAGAUUGAUCAUCCUUUUAUUGUCCAACUUCGAUACUCUUUUCAGACUAAAUAUAGACUUUAUCUUGUUUUGGACUUUGUGAACGGAGGACAUCUUUUCUUCCAGCUAUAUCACCAUGGGCUAUUUCGAGAGGAUCUGGCCCGUAUAUAUGCUGCAGAGAUUGUUUCGGCUGUUUCGCACCUUCAUGCAAAUGGCAUAAUGCACAGGGAUCUUAAGCCUGAAAAUAUACUACUUGAUGUGGAUGGCCAUGCUUUGCUUACCGACUUUGGGCUAGCAAAAGAAUUUGAUGAGAAUGCAAGAUCAAAUUCUUUAUGUGGAACAGUAGAAUACAUGUCUCCUGAAAUUAUUCUUGGCAAGGGACAUGACAAGGCUGCAGACUGGUGGAGUGUUGGAGUUUUGCUGUUUGAGAUGCUCACAGGACAGCCACCAUUUCAUGGAGGGAAUCGUGAAAAAAUACAGAAAAAAAUAGUGAAGGAUAAAUUGAAGAUGCCUGCGUUUUUGACGAGCGAAGCACACUGUCUACUGAAAGGGUUGUUGCAAAAGGAUCCAAGCAAGCGGCUUGGUAAUGGGUUAACGGGAAGUGAUGAAAUAAAGCAUCACAAGUGGUUCAAGCCAAUCAACUGGAAGAAACUAGAUGCUAGGGGAAUCCAGCCUAGCUUUCGUCCUGAAGUUGCUGGAAACCAAUGCAUUGCUAACUUUGAUAAAAGAUGGACCGACAUGCCACUAUUGGACUCGCCUGCUUCUAGCCCAAAUGGGUCAUCCAACCUCUUUCAGGGUUUUACAUAUGUCAAGCCAGCGGCCUCUUUUCUCCAGAGACACAGCCCAGUGUGCUAAUAUUGCCUUUGGGUAUCACGGCUUACUCCAAGCUUGCUUUAUGAUCUAUUUACAUUGUCAAAUUCUACACUAAUACUCUUUCGUGCACAAUUUAAAGUUUCUGUAUUGCAGUAUGAACCAACACUUUCGUUUGGAUGUCAACUACUGUAUUUAUCUACAAUCGUUUACAUUUUUCAA